Ciona intestinalis (vase tunicate) is the source of this 941-nucleotide messenger RNA. The record is from RefSeq and is a predicted model, not a curated record. Lineage: Eukaryota; Metazoa; Chordata; Ascidiacea; Phlebobranchia; Cionidae.
UCAAAAUUUCUUUAUUUAAAUAUCGACUUUACAGAGCUAAGACAGUUGCACAGCACUGCACGCAUGCUUAUUUAAAACGCAAACACCCAAUUAUGCUGCCCUUUAUAAAAAAACAACGGCCUUCGACUAUAUAAAUCCCUGCACUUCGUCUUGCUAUUUAUUUUGAACAAAAAAACAUGUUUUCGCUGAAUCUUCUGCGACCUGGCUCAUCUGCUGAAAUGAAUCAGAAAAAUGAAAAGGGCGAAAGAACGGUGACCAAUUUAAGACGUUCCGAACCUAUUAGGAAAAAUUUUUUAACGCACGCCAGAGAACUGCUGAGUAAUUCGAGUAAACCAAAGCCAAUCAACAUAUUAUUUGCUGGAGCGCACAAUGUUGGUAAGACAGCUAUUCUUGUGCGAUUUCUUACAAAGCGAUAUAUUGGUGAAUACAUUUCUGGCAAGAACAUGACAUACGAUUACAACUUCGCGAUUUCGAACAAAAACCCCCUCCCGGUUGUGUUUCGUGACACCAGUUGUCCACUAGUUAGCGGCAGUGCACAAGUAACUUUUGAUGGAGAGAAUUUGGAUAGCGCGAACGGAAUAGUAGUUGUUUAUGACGUGGGCGAUGCGACAUCCUUUGAAUUCGCAAAUGACUUUAUCAGUUCUGUAAAAAACUUGAAAUUAGAUGUAAGCGCAGAAUCCGCAGCGUCUUGCAACGGGCACAAAAAAUCUAUUCUUUUGCUCGGAAACAAAAUUGAUUUAGAGUGUCGAAGGUGUAUCCAUACAUCUACGGGCAGAGAUUCCGCGGGACUACACUCCGUUUUGUUCGACGAGGUUUCAGCUGCAGAAGGCACAGAUAAAAUAUUCGAUUGUAUGAACGGCUAUAUUAGGGUCGUGUCAAACCAACGACCACCCGCACCAAAGAAAGGCAUUUUUAGAUCAUUUUCGCAACCUAUAUUAUAA